GGAGCAGCAGCAGCUACUUUCGGACUCCCAUCUGCGGCCGGUCGAGGCUCCUGCGGGUUCAUCGCGGACUGACGCCGUGUUUGGCAGGUGCAUGAGGAUUCUCGGGGCCGAUGAUGGAGGCCUGGCCGACGGUGGCCUGGGUGCUGCUGCUGCUGACCGCCAUCGCUGAGCGGCUGGAAACCGUGCAGGCGAGAGACUUCACCAUGAAGGACAUCGUUCUGCUGCAUCCCUCAACUACUCCUCACCCCGGUGGCUUCAAGUGCUUCACGUGUCAGGACGCUGCAGACAACUACGAGUGCAACCGCUGGGCUCCAGAUGUUUACUGUCCACAGGAUACCAGGUACUGCUACACCGUCCACGUGAUGGAUCACCGUGGCGACAGCGUGUCCGUGACGAAGCGCUGCGCCGCCCUGGAGGACUGCCUGUUCACCGGCUGCGCUGACGUCGCUGCAAACGGCCACCAGGUGUGCUCAUCCUGCUGCGAGGGGAACAUCUGCAACGUGCUCGUGCCCAGGAACGAGAGCAGCGCCGUUUUCUCCUCCACGUCUCCUCUGGUGAGCUCGGGCAGGAGGCUGCGUCCCGCGGCGCUGGGAUGCAUCAUCAGCAUCAUCAUCUGCAUCCUCACAGCUGGACGCGCGUGAGAGGAUCAUUAAAAAACAACUAGAAGGACGAUAAAGGAUUCUUCAUUCUGUGUCUAACGCAGCUGGAGCGUGCUGCAGACACAGACAUGUAAUUAACCGUUUUAGCAGGCUGCAGACCUGAUUCUCCUCCAUCACAUCUCAAAUCAUCAGAGAUCUUCUGCUUCACCAUCUCUGAUUCGCUUGAAACUUAUUCUAUAUGAAUAUUUCAAGUGGUA
Molecule: messenger RNA, 856 nt
Organism: Stegastes partitus (bicolor damselfish)
Lineage: Eukaryota; Metazoa; Chordata; Actinopteri; Pomacentridae
Gene: lypd6
Product: LY6/PLAUR domain containing 6
Exons: 5
Coding region: 111-641 (176 amino acids)
Biological process (GO): positive regulation of canonical Wnt signaling pathway
Molecular function (GO): acetylcholine receptor inhibitor activity
Source: RefSeq, a predicted model, not a curated record